This is a messenger RNA of Daldinia vernicosa, 2284 nucleotides long. RefSeq names its product TAP-like protein-domain-containing protein. The coding region runs from base 318 to 2111 and encodes 597 amino acids. NCBI's taxonomy places the organism in Eukaryota, Fungi, Ascomycota, Sordariomycetes, Xylariales, Hypoxylaceae. The record is from RefSeq and is a predicted model, not a curated record. The transcript has 3 exons.
CCGAAUUACAUACGAUGGGAUGGCUCUGCAAAUCUUAGCUGGAGAUAUCUUCUCCGCUCAAGAUACUUUCUCCAAUAGCAACGACAAACAGCUAAUACAACCCAAGCCUGAAAGUGAGGCUAAGCAAAUCCUACAACAACCCCCAGAGUAGCUAUCAUUACGUAGGAUUGCAGGCUGCUUGGUCAAUGCUGUCAUAGCUUGCCGGCUACAAGAAGAACGGCCAGUCUUCUAUUCCGCAUGUUGAAAAAUAAAGUCAAUUCCAAGCUUUUUCCUUUUCUUAUAAACUUCUUAGUUGAGCAAGGUUUGGCUGGUGCACGAUGAAGUCGGCAGCACUUUUCACCGGCCUCUUGGUCUCAUCCGGCCAAUACGCUACGGCCCAAAGCACUUCGAGCUUCGACUGGACCAAGCUCAGGCCGUCCACAUCACUGGAGUACUCAGAAUGCUAUGGCUCUCUUAAGUGUGCCAAGCUAGGAGUUCCUAUGGACUGGCUUAGCGACUCGAACCACAAUGCGACCGAAGUCUCCUUGGCCAUUAUUGCACUUCCGGCUACCGUCCCCGAUGACGAUCCCUCUUUUGGCGGUACCAUCAUCGUCAACCCCGGCGGUCCCGGCGGAUCUGGAGUAGAGUUUGUGCUCGCGGAUGGCGAGCUUCUCCAGGGUGUUGCUGAUGGUAACAAGCACUAUGAGAUCCUAUCCUUCGACCCUCGCGGUGUCGGAUACUCGGAACCCAAGGCGGACUGUUACAACGAUGAGCUCGCCCGAGAUGUCACUGCGCUCUCGCUUCGUGGCAUGGGCCCCUUGAGUGGUGGUGAAAACGUCGUUAGACGCCAGGCCGCUCUACUCAGCGCGUAUGGAAGUCUUUGCGAGGGCGAAAAGAUUCACAAGUUCAUGUCUACAGCUAGCGUUGCGCGAGACAUGGUUCAGAUCGUAGACAAGAUCGAUGAGCUACGUAGCAGCAACGGAACUUCUAGCGCCAAGUUGCGCAUGCGUGGCGGCCCGCGACGAAUGCAAUCGCGCCAGGAGAAAGACCUCCCUCGUAUCCAGUAUUGGGGCUUCUCUUAUGGUACGGUUCUUGGGAACUAUUUCGCCUCCAUGUUCCCUGGCCGUGUUGAUCGCAUGCUUCUCGAGGGCGUUGUGGAUAUCCAUGAUUACAACGCAGCCGCGUGGUCCAAGAACCUUCAAGACACUCAGAAGGAUUAUGACCAGCUUUUCAUCAAUUGCUUCGAAGUUGGUUCUCACUGCGCCCUUCACAAGCCAGGCGACUCGGGUCCGAGUGAUAUCCGCGCCCGCGUCGAUGCUUUCUUGAAGCAACUCGACGAGUCUCCGGCUCAGAUCGUGACGAACAGCAGCAUCGAGGAGAUCACACGGGCCGACGUCUCCGCCAUCAUAUUCCAGGCUCUGUACCAGCCCCAGGAGUACUUCUCACUAGCCGCUCAGGUCCUGGCCAAGGGAAUGGAAGGUGACUUUAGUGCUGUGUAUGCCAGCCUUGGCACUCCUAAAUCGACCGAGUACUGCCCCACGACUAUCCCCAAGACGUACACAUGGACGCAGGAUGCAGAAAUCGCCGUCGGAUGCGGGGAUGCAGAGCCGGCGAACGACCAAACCAUCUCCGACUUCCAAUCCUACCUCACCGACAUCCAAGAGCAAUCUCCCGACUUCGGCCCGGCCUGGGCCCAACUCCGCCUCGCCUGCAGGGGCUGGCGUGUACGCCCCAAGUACCGCUUCACAGGGCCAUUCACGUCUCCCGCCGCGGACCCGAGCGGCGCCCCCGGCAAGCCCAAGGCCCCGAUUUUAUUCGUAUCUAGCCGGUACGACCCGGUGACUCCUUACGAGAACGCCAUCGCCAUGGCGAAGGAGCACACGGGGGCGCGUGUCCUGCUGCAGGAGAGCCCCGGCCACGGCGCGCUGUUCUCGCCUGGGAAGUGCCGCGAGGACUACGUCAAGAAGUACUUCGAAACCGGGGAGCUGCCGCCCGAGGGUACGGUCUGCCAGCCUGAUUGUAAGCCCUUCCGGGACUGCCCUUCGGCUCCUACCAGCAAGCGCAGCGUGGGUGGUGCGGUUGAGAAGAUUUUCCCUCCGCCGAACCGCGGACCUUUAGGGAUUGCUUGGUAGGAUAUCUACCUACCUAUGUAUAUAAUUUCCGUAGUAUUAUUUAUUUAUUUAUUUAUUUAGUUACCAAAUCAGUUUGCCGCGGCUUGUUAGUAUACAGGAACAGGUUUAUAGUAAUGGCGGGUUUGUACGAUAGGAAAGUGGAUUUACUGAUGAUAUGGGGUUUAUUAAUGAUG